CAUCUCUUUCCUCUUCUUCUUCCAUCCACCAUGACCCGCCCAGACCACAAACACGACCCCGCCCUAAAGUCACUCCGGAGACACCUCUCCAGACGACCAGACUUGCUCUUCGCAAUAGCAAAACGCCACUCCACCAACCCCCUCCUCCACCCCCCUCCCGCACCGCUCGACCCCUCCAAAUCCCUCCCCGCCACCUCCCCCUCCGUCCGCAUCACCAUCCCCCAAGGCAGUCCCACCUACGACGCCCUCGGUAUCACGCUCAAAACCAAACAGCGCGAAGUCCAGGUCGAUAUUCCUUUACGGCAGACUGCCAAGACGCCGAAGGAAGUCCGACAGAGCGUUGAGAAGAUGGGGGAGGAUGCGCUGGGGUAUUAUGGUAUCGUAUGUCCAUACCAUUGCUUGUUUGAUUCUCGCUGAAACUGGGGGAAAGCCCGAGAAUCCACAAGUAACAUCCUACACCACCCCCCUCCACUCCUACAUCCUCCCCCUCAUCCCCAUCCUCCUCAACAUCUUCCUCUUCUACGCCCCCUCCUCCAACCACUACGCCAACAUCGGCCGAUCCCUCGUCCAUCAAUACAUCGGCCCAAACGCCAUACGGUACGGUAUCCUCUUUUUCGGAUCUUUCCACUUUAUAAUCGAACCCUUACUUCUGUUCCGAGGAGUCUGGCGAUACAGAGUCCCCCUCGUACCGAGCUUGCUCUACCUCUCGACUGUCGUCAUCAUCGGGUUCGGGGGUAUCGACGCUCUCAGGCGAGCUGUGAUCCAAGAACGUAUCCGCCUCCUCCGUUCCGCCUCUCCCAUCGACGCUAAAGACCGGCCCCUCCCCACCUCCACCCACGCGCAUGUUGAAGAAAACGAAUUCACCCUUCACAAUAUCCCCUCGCACCCCAAAAUCACACACUACAACCCCCCCUUCUUCCUCCCAACGCUCGUCCUCCUCCCCCUCUCCCUCCUCCUCUUCCUCCACUUCGCCCCCUCCUCCAACCCCUACGCCAAUACCGGCCGAGCGUUGGUUGAGCGGUAUCUCGGACCCAGGGUUGUAAAGUAUAAUGUCUUGUUUGCCGGGGCUUGUCACCUGAUUAUCGAACCCCUCCUCAUCCUCUUAAAACUCAUCAAACACCGCGUCCCCCUCUCCACCAGUUUGUUCUAUAUGAUGACGGUGGUAGCUAUCGGGUAUGGCGGCAUACAGGCUUUCGAUCGGGCUGUGUAUGAAGAGAGGGUACGACUGCUUCGCGCUGUGCCCAAGAAGGACCAGUAAAAACACCCAUCCCACAUCCCACCACCAACACUAUCGCGUCGCCCAACUUCCCCACAAAUCGUACUUUUAGAGAUUCAAUAAAACCCACACGUCCGCGCGACCAUAUACACGACAUCAGAAUAUAUCAGCGCUAUAACACCCAUCAAUCCCUGUCUAAAUCAUAUGUUUCCUAUACACACCUCGUAAUGCAGAUG
Molecule: messenger RNA, 1452 nt
Organism: Cryptococcus amylolentus CBS 6039
Lineage: Eukaryota; Fungi; Basidiomycota; Tremellomycetes; Tremellales; Cryptococcaceae
Exons: 8
Coding region: 359-1258 (299 amino acids)
Source: RefSeq, a predicted model, not a curated record